AUGUCUGCUCUUCUGAACAGUGACCUCCCCGAGCUCAAGCUGCUCUCCAAGGGCAAAGUCCGGGACAUCUACGCGACCUCGUCCCCCGACCACCUGCUCUUCGUCGCGUCCGACCGCAUCUCCGCCUACGACGUGAUCCUGCGCAAUGGUAUCCCAGACAAGGGCAAGAUCCUCACGAAGAUCUCCCACUUCUGGUUCGAGAAGCUGAAGGACAUCGUGCCGAACCACGUUGUGACCGUGAACGUGGAUGAGAUGCCAGAGGAAGUGCGGAAGUACAAGGACCAGCUCGAGGGCAGGACCAUGCUUGUAAAGAAAGCGAAGGUCAUCCCCCUCGAGGCGAUCGUUCGGGGAUACUUGACAGAUCGUUCAAGCUCGUUGUGGCCAAACCAGCUUCAAGGCUCCGCGUGGUCCGAGUACAAGAAGUCAGGAACCGUUCACGGCAUCCCACUACCUUCAGGAUUGGUCGAGUCACAAAAGUUGCCCGAACCGCUCUUCACCCCAUCCACCAAAGCUGAACAAGGCCAGCACGACGAAAACAUCUCCCCGGAGCAAGCGUCCAAGCUCAUCGGGGAGAAGCUUUACCUUAAUAUUUCGCUCGCCGCCGUCGAGCUAUACAACGCCGCCGCCGAGUACGCACUCAGCCGAGGCCUCAUCCUCGCCGACACCAAGUUCGAAUUCGGCUUGGUCCCGAGCGCGGCCGGUGACUCCGAGGACAUCAUUCUUAUUGACGAAGCCCUCACUCCUGACUCGUCGCGCUACUGGCCCGCCGCCUCGUACGAAGCUGGAAAGCCCCAGCCGUCGUUCGACAAACAGUAUUUGCGCGACUGGCUCGUGGCUGCUGGGUUCCGUAAGGGGCUCGAGAACGGACCUGAGGGCAAGGAGGGCCAGGGAUGGACGAUCGACGAAGAGGUUGUAGAAGGCACCCGGAAGCGUUACGCAGAGGCCUUGGAGAUGUUGACGGCAUAG
Punctularia strigosozonata HHB-11173 SS5 is the source of this 966-nucleotide messenger RNA. Its product is annotated as phosphoribosylaminoimidazole-succinocarboxamide synthase. Gene Ontology annotation, cellular component: cytoplasm. Gene Ontology annotation, biological process: 'de novo' IMP biosynthetic process. Lineage: Eukaryota; Fungi; Basidiomycota; Agaricomycetes; Corticiales; Punctulariaceae. Gene Ontology annotation, molecular function: phosphoribosylaminoimidazolesuccinocarboxamide synthase activity. The transcript is spliced from 4 exons. The record is from RefSeq and is a predicted model, not a curated record. Bases 1 to 966 code for a protein of 321 amino acids.